UUUCUAUUUCCAGAAAAAAAAGAACAACAACAACUAAGAAGGCCAUCUUUCUCUCAGGUGAUUUUUAUACAAUCAGGCUGAUGUCCUUUAGCUUUCAUUGGAUUUUGUUGGAAUUGCACAGGAAGCCAUUGAAAUGCCACUUCAAACAAUAGCAGCAAAAUGAGUGCUGUCACGCUAAUACCAUUUUCCAUUUCCUCUGUGCAUACACACAUACAAAACAAAGUUUGGAUUAAACCUGUCUAUCCAUCAAUCCUGCAGCGCGGUGUGGCAUUUACUCAGCUGCUCCUCUGCUGUAACAAAGUUCACUUAGAUGAGGUAGGUAUUUGUAAAAACAUACGAACCUGAGGAGCAACUAACAGUGAGCGGUGAGAGCCUUCAUUAGCUACAGUCAGCAGAAGUAGUCAUAUCUGCAGGUGGCUGCUGCAGGUUUUCCAUUGCUGGGCUCUGAUGCCCUCCUCCCACCGGCAGCCCUCAGCUCUGGCCCCCCUGUGCCCCACAGUUCUCUAUACCCACUCCAUGCUCCCAGCAAGGGCUGUGCUGCCCAGCCAGCAGCUCCUUGGUAGCACUGCUCUGAGUAGCACUGUGGCCAGCAGAGGCGUGGGGAUGACAGCAUAGGUUGUAGGGAUUAGGAACUGCACGUGAAUAACAGCCAAAGGGAUGGAGGGGAAGAGGAGCUGAUUUUAGUGAACUGAAAUAAAUCUGAUGUAAACCCUGUGAACACUUAUUGGAGCAGUGGCAGAGGAAGGAGGUGUAAAUCAUGGCAUCCUGCUGUACUGCUUACAUCCGGUGGGUGGGAGAGGGGCAGGUAGUGUCCUUGUGACUAUAGCAGCCAGAGGUGGAAGGAGGAAGGGGGAUGACUGCCUACAGGGGCAUUUCAGGUUCUGAAAACCAUAUGGGUUCACACAUGCCCUCUCAAAGGCUGCAUCUAGGCCUGCAGCUUUGCUUGGUGUGAAGGGCUGUGGCUGUGCUGAUUCCAUAUCUGCUGGCAUCAUAUGAAAGCAGCUGCCAAGAGCAGAGAUGCCAGGGCACAAACAGGGUGAAGGGACACUUGUUGCAGAGAGCGAGUCCUCUGCUCAGGGUCUGGAUCUCAGCAGUAUAUGCAAGCAACGAGAGGCUUUCUUAAGUCUUUUUUGUGCUUUCUGAACCCACCACUCGAGUGUACCCCAUCCCCAGCACCCAGCACAGCUGCAGGACCCCGUGUGCUCUGUGCAGUGCUGUGGCAUGCAGAGCUCUGUUUUCCACUGACAGCCUGACCUGACAGCUGUUCCUUCUCCUCUCUGCCUUUCAGUCUGAUCUGCCUGUAGUUUUAACACAGAACUUUGGGGGAAUGAGCCCAAGAAAAACACCUGCUGCGAUCAGCUCACCUCUCUCAGCACGCCAGCAGCACACGACCACGGAGCACUGAGCGCACACCAUGCCGGCGAUCAACAUCGAGGAUCUGAGCGAGAAGGACAAACUGAAAAUGGAAGUGGAGCAGCUCCGGAAAGAAGUGAAGCUGGAGAGGCAGCCGGUGUCCAAGUGCUCCGAGGAGAUCAAGAACUACAUUGAGGAGCGCUCGGGAGAGGACCCGCUGGUGAAGGGUGUUCCGGAGGACAAGAACCCCUUCAAGGAGAAGGGUGGCUGUGUCAUCGCCUAAGGGAGACUCAUCGCCUAAGGGAGACUCCAGCCCGCUGGGCCUGCUCCGGCAGUGCAGAGCAGAUUUUGUCCGUUGUUAUUUUUUUUUUUUUU
Molecule: messenger RNA, 1728 nt
Organism: Phasianus colchicus (ring-necked pheasant)
Lineage: Eukaryota; Metazoa; Chordata; Aves; Galliformes; Phasianidae
Product: guanine nucleotide-binding protein G(I)/G(S)/G(O) subunit gamma-11
Biological process (GO): G protein-coupled receptor signaling pathway
Cellular component (GO): heterotrimeric G-protein complex
Molecular function (GO): G-protein beta-subunit binding
Source: RefSeq, a predicted model, not a curated record